GCUCUCAAUCUUUCCGAUUUGGUUGGGUCUUCUCCAAGUCUCUGCGAAAAUGGCGGCUUCGGUGCAACCUGCAUGCUUAGACCUCCAUUUCUCCGGAAAGCAUCCUCCGCUUCUUAAACACAACGCUAUUUUCGUCCGCUGUGUUUCUUCUCCAAAUGUAAUUCCCGAAGCUGACUCCAUCUCUGGUCCGCCUGAUAUCAUCAAUACGAGCCGUGACCAGCGCAAAGUGGUUCGUAUCGCUUGGGAGAAGUUGGUUCGAUGGUCUCGUUCUUGGCGCGCUAAAGCUAAAACCGAUGUUCUUGAGCGCACUCGCAAGGUUGUUGUUCUUGGUGGAGGUUCGUUUGGUACUGCAAUGGCUGCUCAUGUAGCUAGAAGGAAAGAGGGAUUAGAGGUUAAUAUGCUUGUUCGUGACUCUUUUGUUUGCCAAUCUAUCAACGAGAACCAUCAUAAUUGUAAGUACUUUCCUGAGCACAAGUUACCUGAGAAUGUGAUUGCUACUACUGAUGCGAAAGCUGCAUUGCUUGAUGCUGAUUAUUGCCUCCAUGCCGUACCUGUGCAGUUCAGCUCUUCGUUUCUAGAGGGAAUUGCCAAUUAUGUCGAUCCAGGAUUGCCUUUUAUAUCUCUUAGCAAAGGUCUGGAGCUUAAUACUCUUAGGAUGAUGUCUCAGAUUAUUCCUACUGCGCUUAAGAAUCCUCGGCAACCUUUUGUUGCUCUUUCUGGCCCGUCAUUUGCUCUGGAGCUGAUGAACAAUUUACCAACUGCAAUGGUGGUUGCCUCAAAAGAUAAGAAAUUGGCCAAUGCUGUUCAGCAGCUUCUGGCUUCUAGUUACUUGAGAAUAAAUACUUCCAGUGAUGUUACAGGCGUGGAAAUUGCCGGUGCCCUGAAGAAUGUUCUAGCAAUAGCUGCAGGAAUUGUUGAUGGAAUGAAUCUCGGUAACAACUCUAUGGCAGCACUUGUAUCACAAGGUUGUUCAGAGAUAAGAUGGUUAGCCACAAAGAUGGGUGCAAAGCCAACUACCAUAACCGGUUUAUCAGGAACUGGGGACAUAAUGCUUACGUGUUUUGUAAAUCUUUCAAGAAACCGAACAGUUGGAGUCAGGUUAGGGUCAGGGGAGACAUUAGAUGACAUACUAACCUCCAUGAAUCAGGUUGCAGAAGGUGUAGCAACCGCUGGGGCAGUGAUAGCAUUAGCACAGAAAUACAAUGUGAAACUGCCGGUUUUGACAGCCGUAGCUAAGAUAAUAGAUAAUGAACUGACCCCGACUAAGGCUGUUCUUGAGCUCAUGAACCUUCCUCAGGUUGAUUCUAGAAGUAUGAGAUGGAACAAUCGUUUUGAGGACCACAUUUCCAAAGAGAUGGCUUUAAGGCGGCGAGAGCUUUGCAUUCGUUUAGAGAUAGCUAAUGAUAGAGAUGAUUCGAAUGUCGUCGUUGAGUUGGCGAAGACGGAGGGAAAGAAACAGAACUUGUUUGUUUCGUCUAAGAAGAAGAUGAUGAAGAGAACCCAACAAUCUGCAAGAGAAACAAAGCAAGAAGCUAAAGAUGCAAGCAAAGCAAAGAGCGGUUUAUUCGCUUCUUGUUCCUUCUCUUCCCUUGGUUUAGAUCCCAAGCUCUCUGACCAGCUCCAAGAAAGGAUGGGUUUUGAAGCUCCUACGCUUGUACAAGCUCAAGCAAUUCCUGUUAUUCUCUCUGGUCGAGAUGUACUUGUUAAUGCUGCAACCGGUACUGGAAAGACUAUAGCGUAUUUGGCACCACUCAUCCAUCACUUGCAGGGUUAUUCUCCUAAGGUUGAUCGUUCUCAUGGAACUUUUGCUUUGGUGAUUGUGCCUACACGGGAACUAUGCCUUCAGGUGUAUGAAACCUUGGAGAAGUUGCUGCAUCGGUUCCAUUGGAUUGUCCCUGGCUAUGUAAUGGGAGGGGAGAAAAAGGCUAAAGAAAAGGCUAGGUUAAGGAAAGGGAUAUCCAUUCUAAUUGCAACCCCGGGACGCCUUCUUGACCAUUUGAAGAACACAGCUUCAUUCGUGCACAAAAAUCUGCGUUGGGUCAUCUUUGAUGAAGCUGAUAGCAUUCUCGAAUUAGGUUAUGGGAAGGAGAUAGAACAGAUAAUUAAGCUUCUAGGUUCAGGGCAAAACGAGCAUGGAGAAGAAGAUGAUAUUGUUCCAAAGGGCAUUCAGAAGCAGAACUUAUUAUUGUCAGCAACAUUGAAUGAAAAAGUUAACGAUCUUGCAAAACUUAGUCUGGACAAUCCAGUAAUGAUUGGUCUUGACAACAGCAAAUUGCAACAAAAUCUAUCAAUAGAGUCUCCUGCCUCUCCUGACUCUGAUGCGGAUGAUAUGGUAAUUCAUGUUAAUAAAUCCGUACACCCUUCAUCUGAGGACUAUGGAAUACCAUCACAGCUAGUGCAGAAAUAUGUUAGAGUGCCAUGUGGUGCACGGCUUGUGGCACUUCUUUCUGUUCUCAAGAACCUUUUUGAAAGAGAAGCUUCUCAAAAGGUGGUCGUAUUCUUUUCGACACGUGAUGCUGUAGAUUUUCAUUACUCACUUCUGAGUGAAUUCCAGUGGCCACCAAAUUCUGAGACAGAAGAGGAGGGGACUAAACAGUUGUUUCUUAAGUGCAAAACGUUCCGGUUACACGGGAGUAUGGAGCAGGAGGAUAGAAGAUCUGCGUUUGGGACUUUUAAAACAGAGAAACAGGCUCUUCUCUUGAGUACAGAUGUUGCUGCUAGAGGCCUGGAUUUCCCAAAAGUAAGAUGUAUUAUACAAUAUGACUGUCCCGGGGAAGCUACCGAGUAUGUUCAUAGAGUGGGUCGAACAGCUCGUAUUGGUGAAAAAGGAGAAGCCUUGUUAUUUCUACAACCGAUUGAAAUAGACUAUCUUAAGGAGCUUAAGAAACAUGGCGCAUCACUUACAGAGUACCCUCUUCUAAAAGUACUUGAUAAAUUUCCCAUACCCGGCAAUAUGCCCCGAAUCAAAAAGGUCAUAUCCCUAGAAUCGCAUCCAUGGGUCAUAUCUCUGCAAAGAGCUCUUGAAUCCUUUAAUUACGUUGAGCCAAAGAUGAAGAGCCUGGCGAAAAAUGCAUUUGUCUCUUGGGUUAGGGGAUAUGCAGCUCACAAGGGAGAGCUCAAGAGCAUUUUCGUGGUGAAGAAGCUUCACUUAGGUCAUGUCGCCAAGAGUUUUGCUCUGAGAGAGCAACCGUCUUUAGUUGGGAAAUCACAUCAUAAGGAAACAAUGAAGAGAAAGAGAGACGAACGUCAAAAAGGGCAACAAGGUAAGAAGAGAAAGAAGAUAGCGGAGGAAGGCCGAGACUGUGACGGUGCCACUGCCACCGCCGAUGAAAGAAGCUCUAGCCAUGGCUGUUGCAAAAUCAAAGAGCCAGGAGAUUCGAGCGAGGGUGUAGACUCAAUCAGCUUUCUGCCUGAUGUGAUCCUCCAAGUUAUCCUCUCCUUAAUUCCGACCAGAUACGCCAUCAGGACUUCCGUCUUGUCCAGACGAUGGAGGCAUGUAUGGUCCUAUAUACCUUCUCUCCAUUUCCGUAAGGACAGACCGGAUGCUAAUUCGAUAAACGAAACCCUAGCUCGCUACAAGGCUCCGAAGAUGAUUAGUUUCCGUAUCUGUACCAGUGACCUCGAUAAUCUUCCUAACAUGGACAGUUGGAUCAAGUUAGCUUUGUCCAGAAACGUGGAGAAUCUGUCGCUGUAUUUGGAGCGGAGUGACUAUAAUAUCCCUGAAUUCCUCUACGUCAAUUCCUCUGUCAAGAAUCUCUGCAUUGAGUCAAUCUAUUCUAAUAUAAUAAUACCCAAAUGCUCUGUGUCUUGGACAUCCCUGAAGAAACUGUCCUUGUGGUGUUGCAAGCUCUCUGAUGAAUCCAUUGCUAAGAUCCUAUUUGGUUGUCAAAUUCUCGAAAGCUUAACGUUGUGUUUCUGCGAGGAACUGAAGGUGCUUGAUCUCAGCAAAUCACCGCGUCUGAAAACAUUAGUAAUUUAUAACGACAGUGUGAAUCCGGGGCCAACGAAGAUUGUGGCACCACAUAUCCAUUGUCUCAGAUUGAGAAACACUCAGUUACCAUGUGAUUUAUUAGUUGAUGUCUCAUCUUUAACCGAAGCUAAACUAGACAUUAGCUAUAACUCCUACCGUGAAAAACUGAACGCUGAUUUACUUCACAUCUUGGUGCUAGAGAGGCUAGACAAGUGUCAGAAUGUAGAGAAGCUUACUUUGGGGGAAAGCUUUCUCGAGAUUUUAUCUCUAGCCGAGCUCCGUGGUGUUCCUUUUCCAAAAUUCAAGGCUAGAGCUUUAACGCUUGAGACCCCGAUCUCUCACUAUGUAAUUCCUGGUAUAGUAAGGGUGCUACAAAACUCUCCUGAAUUAAAGAAGCUAACCCUAAAAUACAGAAGGAGUGAUGGCUUCAUACCGGGCGUCUAUAUUGACGAAAACCUGCGUUCUCAUGGCUUGGAUACGGAUAAAUGCUGGAGCUCGGAAGCUAGAGUCUUCAAAGACAUUUGCCCCUUGAGAGCAUACUCUUUGUUUCUACAACUUGUGCUUAAAACCACAGAGACAUUAGAGAAGAUGGUCGUAAUGUUAGAACCUUAUUUUAUAGCAAAAGGUAAAGAGAUUCACAACAAAUGCUUACCAGCAAAAUCUAAGCCAAGUCUUGAAAUCAAUAUCGUUUUUUGCGGUGACGAUGCAGAUAUGCGUUUCAAGCUUCACGACGUUGACAUUCGUCGGGGCCUUUCUUGUUUAGCUGAUUCUUACAUUUCUCCGGCAUCGGUAAAUUCAGGAAUCAGAGCUCUAAUUCAGAAAGGAGAGUAUUUACAAGCUCUGCAUUUAUACACUAAGCAUGAUGGUUCUUCUCCUUUGUGGACUUCCGUUUUCACAUAUCCUUCUCUUCUUAAAGCUUGCUCUUCUCUUACUAAUCUCAGCUAUGGAAAAACCAUUCAUGGUUCGAUCAUCGUGUUGGGUUGGCGAUAUGAUCCUUUCAUUGCAACCUCGCUUGUCAAUAUGUAUGUAAAAUGUGGUUUUUUAGAUUAUGCCGUCCAAGUGUUCGACGGUUGGUCUCAGAGUGGAGUUUCUGCGCGGGAUGUUACUGUUUGGAACUCUAUGAUUGAUGGGUACUUCAAAUUUCGAAGAUUUAAGGAAGGGGUUGGUUGUUUUCGUCGGAUGCUGGUGUUGGGUGUUAGACCUGAUGCUUUCUCGUUAUCCAUUGUUGUAAGUGUUUUGUGUAAAGAAGGAAAGUUUAGGCGGGAAGAGGGGAAACAGAUUCAUGGGUAUAUGUUAAGGAAUUCGUUAGAUGGUGAUUCUUUCUUGAAAACUGCUUUGAUUGAUAUGUAUUUCAAGUUUGGUUUAUCGACAGAUGCGUGGAGAGUUUUUCUGGAGAUUGAGGAUAAAUCGAAUGUUGUACUAUGGAAUGUGAUGAUUGUUGGGUUUGGUGGUAGUGGGAUCUGUGAAUCUAGCUUGGAGUUGUAUAUGCUUGCAAAGAGUAACAGUGUCAAGCUUGUUUCCACUUCAUUUACUGGAGCUCUUGGUGCGUGUAGUCGAAGUGAGAAUUCUGGUUUCGGUAGGCAGAUCCAUUGCGACGUUGUGAAGAUGGGACUUGACAAUGACCCUUAUGUUUCUACUUCUCUACUGUCAAUAUAUUCAAAAUGCGGUAUGGUUGGUGAGGCAGAAACUGUAUUCAGUUGCGUUGUGGAUAAAAGACUUGAGAUAUGGAAUGCUAUGGUUGCUGCUCACGCAGAGAAUGAUAAUUGGUACUCUGCUUUGGAAUUGUUUGGUUUCAUGAGACAGAAAAGUGUCUUGCCUGAUUCUUUUACCUUGUCGAAUGUUAUAUCCUGUUGCAGCAUGUUUGGAUUGUAUGACUAUGGCAAAUCAGUCCACGCGGAACUGUUUAAGAGACCGAUACAAAGUACGCCUACAAUAGAGAGUGCUUUACUCACUCUGUACUCCAAAUGUGGAUGUGAUACUGACGCUUACUUAGUCUUCAAAUCAAUGGAAGAAAAAGAUAUGGUUGCGUGGGGCUCCCUGAUCUCAGGACUUUGCAAGAAUGGGAAAUUCAAAGAGGCAUUGAAAGUUUUUGGGGACAUGAAAGAUGAUGAUGAUAGAUUGAAACCUGAUUCUGAUAUUAUGACGAGUGUUAUAAACGCAUGCGCCGGAUUAGAGGCUCUCAGUUUUGGCCUUCAGGUUCAUGGCAGCAUGAUUAAAACUGGGCUAGUGCUUAAUGUUUUUGUUGGCAGCUCCCUUAUUGAUCUGUAUUCUAAGUGCGGCUUACCAGAAAUGGCUCUCAAAGUUUUCACUAGCAUGCGACCGGAAAACAUUGUUGCCUGGAAUUCAAUGGUAUCUUGCUACAGCCGAAACAACCUUCCAGAACUGUCGGUAGAACUUUUCAAUCUGAUGCUCAAUCAAGGUAUCUUCCCAGAUUCAGUAUCCAUCACAAGUGUCCUUGUAGCAAUCUCAUCGACUGCAAGCUUGCUAAAAGGGAAAAGUUUACAUGGUUAUACAUUAAGACUCGGCAUUCCUUCGGAUACUCACCUGAAAAACGCUUUGAUUGAUAUGUAUGUUAAGUGCGGGUUUUCGAAAUAUGCAGAGAAUAUCUUCAAGAAAAUGCAGCAUAAGAGCAUGAUCACUUGGAACUUAAUGAUAUAUGGUUAUGGAUCCCAUGGAGAUUGUAUUACAGCAUUGAGUCUGUUUGAUGAGAUGAAAAAAGCAGGAGAAUCGCCUGAUGAUGUAACAUUCCUGUCUCUGAUUUCAGCCUGCAAUCAUUCCGGUUUUGUGCAGGAAGGUAAAAACAUUUUUGAGAGCAUGAAACAAGACUAUGGAAUCGAACCAAAAAUGGAGCAUUAUGCAAAUAUGGUGGAUCUUCUAGGACGAGCAGGUCGCCUCGAAGAAGCUUACAGUUUUAUAAAAUCAAUGCCUAUUGAAGCAGACAGUAGCAUAUGGCUCUGCCUCUUAUCUGCCUCAAGAACUCAUCAUAAUGUAGAACUUGGGAUAUUGUCUGCUGAGAAGUUGUUGAGAAUGGAACCGGAAAGAGGCAGUACCUAUGUUCAGCUAAUCAAUCUUUACAUGGAAGCGGGAUUGAAGAACGAAGCAGCAAAGCUGUUGGUUGAGAUGAAGGAGAAAGGCUUGCAGAAACAACCUGGUUGCAGUUGGAUUGAAGUUAGCGAUAUAUCUAAUGUUUUCUUUUCAGGAGGUUCAUCUUCUCCAAUAAAGGCUGAGAUCUUCAAUGUAUUGAAUAGGUUGAAGAGUAAUAUGGUAGAUGAGGACAAGGCUACUUGAACAAGAUAACAUUCUGAAUUGAUGAUGUUUUUACAUCACUUCUACUUCUCAGAAGAAACACUCUCUUUUUGGCAGUGUAGACUGUAGAGUAAAAAUAGAGACACUCUUAAGGUUUAAAAUGAAUGAGAUAUUACAAA
Arabidopsis arenosa is the source of this 7395-nucleotide messenger RNA. The record is from the annotation of a GenBank genome assembly. NCBI's taxonomy places the organism in Eukaryota, Viridiplantae, Streptophyta, Magnoliopsida, Brassicales, Brassicaceae.